UGUUGUGUUCAGUGGAUCGAGACCAGUUGAACCUGUUCUGUGUGACCGGGUUGGUAGCAGAGAGUGGUGGGAGCCACUGAGGUUGCGCUGUUGGAGAUCCUUUUCUUAACAUUUCAGUCUGCUACGCCCCAAACUACAGGACAAAAACACCCACUAGCUGUUGCUCUCUCUAUCCUGUCGAGGCUGCUUCUUUCAGGAUUUAUAUGUAGACAAAUGUUGCUCUACAACAAUAUCAAGUGUUAUAUUUAAAACCAGGAGGUUUCUUCCACUGAGGCUGAAGGAGUCCACUAAAUGUAAAAGAGCGUCGCUGGAGAUAAACGGCUCGUCGGAGCAGCUAUCUGUCUGCAGCAAGCUAGCACAUAUAAACGACAUUUAGGCCGCUUCUCUGUCGCUUUAUGUCGGCUGCUAUAACAUCGUGCUACGGUGUAAUAACAAAGAGAAAGGAGUGAGGAGGCUGGUUUCCUUCACCUCUUGGCCAUGCGAGGAGCUCCAGUCUCCGGACAAAAAUGGUUCUCCUUCUCCCGGCGCUAGCUCCGCCGCGGCACCAUGGCUAACAACAACAACAUGCUCCUGGCGUCUGUCGUGGUGGUGUGGGAAUGGCUCAACGAACACGGACGGUGGCGGCCCUACAGCCCCGCCGUCUCCCACCAGAUAGAGGCGGCCAUCCGGAGCAGCGACCCGCGGGGAGGGAGCGUCGUCCUCGGCCAGGUGGACAGCCGGCUCCUGCCUUACAUCAUAGACCUCCAGUCCAUGCACCAGUUCAGACAGGACACAGGAACCAUCCGUCCUGUGCGAAGGAGUUUUUAUGACCCAUCCUCGGCCCCAGGUCAGGGCUGGCAGUGGGAGUGGGAGAAUGAUGGGGGGACCUGGACGGCCUAUGACAUGGAGGUUGCCAUUGCCAUAGAGAACGCCCACAACCGGCAGCAGCCCUGCCUCGACCUGACACCACUCGGCUUCUGCUACCUCAUUGAUUUUCAGAACAUGACACAGGUAAACAGACAGAGCCAGAGGUGUCGGAGACUCCAGAGACGUGCGGACAUGGCCUACCCUCUGGUGUCGGGACCUCUCCCAAUACCCAAAGGAGGUAGUGUAGGAGGAGGUGGAGGCCUCACAGGAGCCCUGCUGGGUGUUGGUGUGUCGGGGGCCAGUAUGGGUGUUGGAAGCUCUGUCUAUCCCAAUGGGGUCUUACCAGCUACUGGACUAGGCCAGCCUUGUUCCUGCCAGCAGUGCAUGCUGGUCCUUAGUGUAAAGUCCAACACAGGAGGCCCAGGGUUAGGAGGAGCGGGGAUACAGAAUCUAGGUAGACGCUCAUUAACCAUGCAACGACCCAAGAACUCCACAGCCAUCGCCUCUAAACCUCUGAGUCCUUCUAAAUCAGCCACCCUGGGGCGAGGACAGCAGCAGAACUCCAACUCCUACGCCAGCUACUAUCAGACGUUGCCACAUGGUCUCGCCAUCUCCAAAAACAUUGCCUCUCCGAGAAGAAAUGCCCAGCUCUUUGCUCAGUCGCUGGCUGCCCUCAGUGCUGGCACCUCUUCUCUGGGUAUCUCCUCGUCUUCCAACAGGCCGCCUCCACCGUCCCUACCACCUCCUCAGCCUCCAUCAUCCAACCUCAACCAGGUUCCUCUGUCCAUUCCAGCCAAGCAAUCCUCAUCUUCAGCCAGUGAAUCAGUGCCAACCGCCACAUUAAUUACCCCUGCAAACAGCGUGACCACGCCCCCUUCUCCUGUGCCAUCUCCAUCACCGGUGGUGAUGAAGCCCCAGCGCUCACUCUCAUCUGCAGCAACAGUGUGCCAUGCCCCAUUGCCACAGAGAUCAAGUUUAGCCGGGCUGAGCAGACCAGCGUUACAGAGGAUUGCAAUGGCCCAGUCCAGAGCGCUCAUAGCAUCAGGUGUGCCCACCGUCCCAGUGAAGAACCUUAAUGGAUCCAGUCCUGUUCAUCCAGCACUGGCUGGGAUCACAGGGAUCCUGAUGAGUGCUGCCGCUCUGCCUGUGUGUCUAACUAGACCUCCAAAACUUGUGCUGCACCCUCCACCUGUCAGCAAAAGUGACAUCAAACCUGUGCCGGGCUUCGGUCACUGCUGCAGGAAGACCACCAAGAAACAAGCCCGUAAAGGCAAAACUCCAGAGGACGUGGUAAAGAAGUACCUGCAGAAAGUAAAAAUUCCACCAGAGGAGGACUGUACCAUCUGUAUGGAGCCAUUGGGGGGUCCGUCUGGAUAUAAGGGUCCAGGGGUGGGCCCUGUGUCUCGGGCGGAGUCAGUUGGGCGACUAGCACAGUGUGGACACCAGUACCAUUUCCAGUGUCUGGUGGCCAUGUAUAACAACGGCAACAAGGACGGCAGUCUUCAGUGUCCCACCUGCAAAACCAUCUACGGCGUGAAGACAGGCAACCAACCGGCAGGGAAGAUGGAGUACCAUGUCAUCCCGCACUCUCUACCAGGGCAUCCUGACUGCAAAACCAUACGCAUCAUCUACAACAUACCACCAGGCCUUCAGGGACCAGAGCAUCCGAACCCAGGGAAGCCCUUCACUGCCAGAGGCUUUCCCCGACACUGCUACCUCCCGGACAGCGAGAGAGGACGCAAGGUACUGAGACUGCUCCUGGUAGCGUGGGACCGUAGGUUGAUCUUCUCAGUUGGGACUUCGAGCACUACUGGAGAGUCUGACACCGUCAUCUGGAACGAGGUCCACCAUAAGACAGAGUUUGGCUCCAACCUGACAGGUCACGGCUUCCCUGACCCCGGACACCUGGACAACGUCCUGGAGGAGCUCAGAGCUCAGGGCAUUACAGAGGACGACGGGCUGAUGGAGAAGUGUAAGGACAAGUGAGCAGGGCAGCAGAGAAGAAAGAGACAGCCGUUUUAGGUCAGUGAAGAACUGGACGGGAGAACGAGGAGUAGAGGAAAAGACCAUGAAAAUAAGAGAAGCAUGAGGAGGUCCUGGACUGAGACUCUCUCUCUUCCAGCACUUAAAAAGGCUUCAGGGGGACAUUUCGGGUCAUAGAAGACAUUGAUUUUGUUUUGCUGAUGGAACCACUUUUCAAGAUGUUGAUGGAGUCACUGCUGGGUUCACCUGUCAAUGCAUGUCCAAACUUGAGUUUUUAAGCAAGCACAACAACAGAGGUGGGAGGUAGUUAGAGGAAGCUGCAGAACAGGAAGUAAGCAACGCAGAACAAGGAGGAAGUUAAGAAACCAGCAGGAAGAAUGAUGACGGCUCUAUGGUUUUAGCUAGGUACUAAAUGUUGAUAAGUGAGAAUGAACCGGUACUAAUCCUUACAAAAACAAGUUCACUUUACUGAUAGAGAGAGUAACCAGGAUAAGAAGGCUAGGUGUUGGAGCAGUUCAAUGAAAACUGAGAGAAAAGAACAAAGAGGAAGAAGUUGGAGCAGUGGGGGAGGGGACAGGAGGAGGGAACGUAGGAAAAUGUAGCAGAAAGAGACAAAGAUGGUGUAUGAAUGUAGCGUAGGAUAGGAGUAGAGUAAAACUAACUUGUAGGGUACUAAACAGGUGUUUUGGCUAUCAUAAACACAAGGAAACCAAGAGUGAAGAUGGGAAAGACAGAAGUAGUGCGUGCUUUAUUCAGUGAAAGCUGCCUGUUUGUGGUGAAAGCUUAAUGCUGUUGCUCCCUCUAGUGGUGGUUCUGAUCAACUAAACCUCAGCCUGCAAGCUACUGGAACAAAUCAAAAUGUUACGAGUAUCCACCUGUGUUCAUUCUUUUAUCAUUACUAUAAUCCUCAUUCAAUACUUAACCUCCUACUUUUGACUUGAUGUUUUUUGUAUGAUCUAGGCUUUGUAUGUUUAUGAUUGUGUGUGAAAUGACAAAAGACCAAACUUAGGCCUAGUCAUUUGGGCCUAUUUGGAGUCUUACUAUUGAUCCACUACAAGUUAACCCUAGAUACCCAGGUACCAGUAUUUACUUUGAUAUCUUUUUUUGUCCCUCACUCAUUUUUGCUGUUGUGUCCUGUCAACAGUGAGGUACCAGUGAGAAGUGACGAUUUUAAUAAUAAAAACCGGAUGAUGAGCAUUUUCAGGAUUACCAAAAGUACUGAGGAUUGGCUUCGAGGCCGAGUGUUUAGUUGUAGUUGAAUGAGCUUCACUGUCUGUGUUUACACGUAGAGAGAGAAAUGAACGUGGGGCUGGUCUCACAGCCACAAAGCCCCUCAGAUUGGGCAGAGGGUUGGGCAGGAUGGAGAGGAAAAGAUGUAGACCUGAGGAGAAAACACCCUCAAUAUUCACAGAUUUUAGGUUGGUCAAUCUGACAAGUUAUAACUAGUUUGACUAGUUAGACCCCGAUAAACAAGGAAAAACAUGAUGACACAGUCAGCAAUUAAGGGUCCCAUAUUAAUGUAGUUGUAAAAUCCUUUCUAAUGUACCAUCAAAGAUAAUAAAUUAAGACUUUUUCCUCAUUUUAACUCAUCAAAACCUGCUUUCAGACAACACGUCAGCUGCUCCGCUGUACACAUUAUUUCCAAUGUCUUGCCACGGCACAGCAAAAAGGUGUGUCUAAAAACAAGAUAAACACACUAAAUCUGAGGGAAAUGAUCUUGCUGCAUGGACGGAUAAUUUCACUUGACAAGAUUUCUUAAAUGAAGAUUAUUAAAUCUAGAAAUAAGCAUGUUGAACACUUGAAAUAAGAAAUUAACUCUUAAAACAAGAUAAAUUAAAGCUGCCAGCAGUGAUGAACUGGUCCGAGCGGAGUGCACUGCAGAUUAUUUGUUUCUUACCAAGGUAAAAAAAAAACUUUAGAUUUAGAAGUGUUCGAUAAUUUAUCGAAAACUCUUGUUUUAAGAGUCCAUUUUUUAUUUUAUGCGUUCAACAUGCUUAUUUCUAGAUUUAAUAAUCUUCAUUUAAGAAAUCUUGUCAAGUGAAAUUAUCUGUCCAUACAGCAAGAUCAUUUCCCUCAGAUUUAGUGUUUUUAUCUUGUUUUUAGACACACCUUUUCUGCAGUGUGCGUGCAGAUGCAUCUGAAAAAACUCUGCGAUUUGAGCCGUGCUUACCGCUGGGUUUGGCAGUGUGUCUGAAAGGGACAUUAGAAUAACUACUAGGAACACAUCACAACUGCACUUGCUCCUGAUUGGCUGCCUUACUUAAAAUAGCUGAAAUUCAUCCAAUCAGGCCAGUCUGCAGCAUCAGAACCAGGAGGCAAUCUGUGAAUUGAACUCAUACACUGCAAAAAGCCACCUCUCAAAAACAAGAAAAAAAGUACAAAAAAUAGGUGUAUUUUGCUUAAAAAUAGCAAAAUUAUCUGCCAAUGGAACAAGAAAAUUUGGCUUGUCAAGACCAAAAACAAGUAAAAAUAUCUAAUCUUAAUGAACCCACGAAUACCUUAGAAUUAGUGUAUUCUAACCAAUAUCAAGGGCAUUUUUUCUUGAUUCUAAUGAAAUACAAGUGACCUGUUUUCUCAAUAUGUUGAAAAAUAUUCUUGAAUUAAUAAUAAGUAAAGGCUUGAGCCAUCAUCUUGACAUAAUGGUAUGCAUAGGCAUUCUAUUUCUAGAAACCAGCAAAGUCAGGCUAAAAACUAGAGUACUUUUCUUGAUACAGCUACAAAGAUUUUUCUCUGUAUGUAGUGUACUCUGCUCAGGCCAAUUCAUUUAAUUUAUCUUGUUUUAAGAGUUAAUUUCUAAUUUUAAGUGUUCAACAUGCUUAUUUCUAGAUUUAAUAAUCUUCAAAUCUUGUCAAGGUAAAUUAUCUGUUCAUGCAGCGAGAUCAUUUCCCUCAGAUUUAGUGUUUUUAUCUUGUUUUUAGACACACCUUUUUGCAGUGUAGCUGCUGUGUCAGCCAAUCAGUUAUGCAAGUUCUUUCUUUGUGGAUGUUUCAAUUCUUGUGAGAAUUACAGUAAAUACAGUAAAUAUUCUUGUAGAUUUUUGCAGAUCGUUUUUUAGGAUAAAAUAUAAAGAGCAUUAUCUUGCAGCUGCACCAGAGGAGCGAUGUGUUACAGUCUAAGAAAAGAUUCAGGAGGUUAGUUAGCAUGACUUAAAAACAUGAGCUUUUUCAGCAUAAAAAUUACAAUUUGUUACAUGUCCAUUGUUUUAUUAAGUUGAUAACUUAUUUCAAGAAGUUGAUCAAAAUCAAAAAUGAAGAAAGAUGUCUUAAUUCAGAAAUAUAUUGAUUUUGGAUAAGGAUUUCUGCCUUCACUUAACAAGGAAAAGUAUUAACGUAAUGAAACUUAAUAUUGUAUUACAUUAUGUCUGACUUAAGUGAAAUACGUUACUUAGACUCAAUAAAAUUGAGGUAACAAUUUGCAUGUACUUUGCUGAGUAAAAAGAAAGUAAAAUAAAGGAGUUAUAGCAACUUAUAUAGAGUAAUUUGACCACUUCUUAACACUAAAACGUUGAUAUAAAAAUGUAGUUGGUUCAACAUAAUGAAGCUUGUAGAGGACAAAACAAAUCAUGUUGGUUGGACUAGACUAUUUGAGUUAGUCCAGCUAUAAAAGUCUCAUGGGAAAUACUCAAUAAUGUCUUAGUUGGAAUUACUUAAAAAGAUUAAUGCAAAUUGUUACAACAGAUUUUUUUAAAUUUAAGCCAGUGUCAUUUUUUUAGAGUGUAGGAAUGUGUGCCAAAUUGUAGGAUACACAAUAUGGGACAUUUAAUCUGUGACAUGUGGAGCUCAGAUUGAGAUCAGCAGCAUCAUUGUUAUCCUAACAGUGAAAAUAACUCUUCUCUUCUUUCCUCUACCUCUCCUGACUGAUCACACACUGCCAAGUCUUUGAGUUGGGUCUGUAAACGACCCCUUAUUACAAGUGUGUAUGUCUGUGUGUGAAAAAGAGAAUAUAUAUGGUAUACUACCAACAUGCUCCCAGUUUAGGUUUAGAGUAAUAUUUUAGUAGCUCACAGGAAUCACAUCAUCCUUUUGGUGGUGUUUGAUGAUCAUAUCCCUUCUUAUGUUAUUUUAAUAUGAAAUGUAGUUAUACCUUUGUUUUUAAUAGCAUUUCUUUUGACACUAUCAUAAACUGCCUUUCUUAUUUUGUAUGUUUAUGCUGUAUUACUUAUAUCCCUUUCCAUUUGUUACAUUUGGUUUACAAAGACAGUUCUGUCAUGUACAAUGUCUUUUUUUUUCAUUGUGUACAGAAGUUAAGCUGAUUUAUGUCAUCUUUUCUUUGGAAAAGGAUUUUGAUGGUAGACUUUUAUUUGAGUGUGAAAUGUAAUGAAUUUUAAUAGCAAGUUAAACUGUGAUAUACUUGCUCUUCUAUGAGGUACUUAUACUGAUUUUCUACAUAUCAUCUGUCGUGCUACUUUUGUGCACUGAGCCUUUAUCUGCCUACAGGAGCUCUCACAAACUGUGACCCUGGAAGGUUUGUAGCAGAUGUGUUGAUGGAAAUUUUGGUCUUAGUUUUUUGUCCACCCCUCUUUUCGCUGCAGAAUUGUUCCGGUGAAGAUGGCAUGCUGAAAAUAGUUAUUUUAAACAUUGUACAAUAUAAUAUAAUCACAAUUUCCUCCUAUGUUGAUGCAGUUUUCUCACUCUGCGAACCCAAACACCUCACUAUGACUUGGGACAACUCAGAUUUUGUAUGGGCAGUAAGUCACUUGAUUGUUGAUUUCAGUUUGUCUUUUUGUUAUCAAAGCAACGCUUUUUUAUUUCAAAACAAUGAACAAGAAAUUGAAAUAAAUGUUUUAUUACUAUUUCUCUUGACUUAAUGAAUUUGACAAACUAUUGAUUUGGCCAUGAUUUGUAAUUGCGGGUUUAUGAAAUUUCUCUAACUUGAACCUCAAGUGUUUGUGGAAGAGUUUGAUGAUGGAUCAGUGGUGUGCAGUGUCUGAAGCCAUGUGAGAACUGUAGCAAACAGCUAUGACUAGUACUUAACAUUUCAGUUGAGUCCCUUCUUUAAAUGAGUAUCUCUUUCC
This is a messenger RNA of Centropristis striata (black sea bass), 7843 nucleotides long. RefSeq names its product E3 ubiquitin-protein ligase DTX1-like. Lineage: Eukaryota; Metazoa; Chordata; Actinopteri; Perciformes; Serranidae. The transcript is spliced from 12 exons. The record is from RefSeq and is a predicted model, not a curated record. Gene Ontology annotation, molecular function: ubiquitin protein ligase activity; zinc ion binding. The coding region runs from base 547 to 2832 and encodes 761 amino acids. Gene Ontology annotation, biological process: protein ubiquitination; Notch signaling pathway. Gene Ontology annotation, cellular component: nucleoplasm.